AUGGCGCCCACCUUCGCCGGUAUGUCGGGCAGACCGCUGUCCUUGACGGUCUCGACUGUUGCGACUAUGGGUUUCCUGCUGUUUGGAUAUGACCAGGGUGUCAUGUCUGGUAUUAUCAGUGACGAGGCGUUCAACAACGUCUUCACAGCCACCAAGGAUGAUUCCGUCAUGCAGGCCCUGGUAACGGCCGUCUACGAACUGGGUUGUCUUGCGGGUGCUAUCUUCGCCCUGGUUUUCGGUGAUAGAACGGGUCGUCGGUGGAUGAUCUUCUCUGGCGCUAUUGUCAUGAUCGUCGGUGUGAUCAUCCAGGUAACCUCCUUCGUGGGCCACAUCCCCCUACUACAGUUCUUUUUUGGUCGAGUCAUUACCGGUAUUGGCAACGGCAUGAACACUUCCACCAUUCCCACCUACCAAGCCGAGUGCUCCAAGACGCACAACCGUGGUCUUCUCAUCUGUAUUGAAGGUGGUAUCAUCGCCAUCGGCACUGCCAUUGCCUACUGGAUCGACUUCGGUGCCCACUAUGGCCCCCCCGACCUGGUCUGGCGUUUUCCCAUCGCCUUCCAGAUCUUCUUCGGUCUCAUCAUCAUCGUCGGCAUGUGGUACCUCCCCGACUCCCCCCGCUACCUGAUCUCCAAGGACCGCGUCGAAGAGGGAGAGUAUGUCCUCGCCGCCCUGGCUGGAUGCGAAGUCUCCGACCGGGAGACCCAGGUCCAGAAGCAGCUCGUCCUCGAGUCCCUCCGCGCCUCCGGAGCCCUCGGCCAGAAGACGCGGUUCCGCGACCUCACCACCGGCGGUCCCAGCCAGCACCUGCGUCGUAUGGUCGUCGGUUCCUCGUCCCAGGUCUUCCAGCAACUCGGCGGUUGCAACGCAGUCAUCUACUACUUGCCCCUUCUCCUUAAGCAAAACCUGCACCAGGGUAACGACAUGGCCCUCCUCAUCGGCGGUAUCAACAUGAUCGUCUACGCCAUCUUCGCCACCUUUUCCUGGUUCUUCGUCGAAAAGGUCGGCCGCCGCAAGCUCUUCCUCGGCGGUGCUAUCGUCCAAACCGUUGCCAUGAUCAUAACCUUCGGCUGCCUGAUCCCCGGCGACCCGCAGAGCUCCAAGGGUGCCGUCUUCGGUCUCUUCCUCUACAUGGCCGCUUUCGGUGCCGCCUGGCUCCCGCUCCCCUGGCUAUACCCGGCGGAGCUGUCCCCCGUACGCACUCGUGCAAAGGCCAACGCCGUCUCAACCUGCAACAAUUGGCUCUUCAACUUCACGGUCGUGAUGAUCACUCCCGUCAUGGUCGACGCAAUCGGGUGGGGCACAUACCUCUUCUUCGCAUGCUGGAACGCCGUCUUCGUCCCCGUCGUGUGGUUCUUCUACCCGGAAACUGCCAACCGCAGUCUCGAGGAAAUCGAUCUUAUCUUCGCCAAGGGAUACCACGAGAACAUCAGCUAUGUCCGUGCUUCGCACGAGCUGCCCAAGCUCGCGGAUGACGAGAUCGGUGCUGAGGCUGCCAAGUACGAUUACCAACCCGAGACAGAGGCCGAGGUCGAGAAGGGCCACGUCUCCCCGGGAAGCGGCAGCUCGACUGUCGGUGGUAAUGCUUGA
Aspergillus puulaauensis is the source of this 1590-nucleotide messenger RNA. RefSeq names its product putative MFS monosaccharide transporter. Lineage: Eukaryota; Fungi; Ascomycota; Eurotiomycetes; Eurotiales; Aspergillaceae. Gene Ontology annotation, molecular function: carbohydrate:proton symporter activity. The transcript is spliced from 3 exons. Bases 1 to 1590 code for a protein of 529 amino acids. Gene Ontology annotation, biological process: transmembrane transport; carbohydrate transport. The record is from RefSeq and is a predicted model, not a curated record. Gene Ontology annotation, cellular component: membrane.